Mercenaria mercenaria is the source of this 6354-nucleotide messenger RNA. RefSeq lists its product as uncharacterized. The record is from RefSeq and is a predicted model, not a curated record. NCBI's taxonomy places the organism in Eukaryota, Metazoa, Mollusca, Bivalvia, Venerida, Veneridae. Gene Ontology annotation, molecular function: protein binding. Bases 41 to 5812 code for a protein of 1923 amino acids. The transcript is spliced from 3 exons.
UGGAGUACAAUCAGGAUUGAUUUUCAUAAAUCUUGAAGACAUGGCGGACAAAUUACGACGGGAUCCAAAACAUAAGGAUUUUAUCAAUGUUAUUUGUGGUUUUGGAUACACAGGGAAGAAACUUGAACCAUAUACGAGAAAUCGGCUACAAAACCUACAUCAACAGAUCUAUGGGACCUCAGCAGGACUGCCAAGAUGCCAAAACAAAUGUAGUUUGUCUUGCAAGUUAAACUUUAAGAGAUGGUGUAAUACAUGUUCAAAAUGGAGAGGAGAACUACUCAAGUCAAGAACGCUUGGUAAAGUAGAAUGGGAAAAAACGGAAUCAUGGAAUUGGCCGGACUCAUACGAAAACAUUGUGGAAGUAUUCCUACCUUACAACUGGAACGGAAACAAUAGAGUACAGUUAUCUGAUAUAUCAACACAAUGCCAUAUCUGGAGCACUUGUACAGCGUUCAAAUUAAAUCAAACUUUUAUCAAAAAUGCAAAAACUGAACGAAAUUUGAUAUUUCACAACGCCAGCCUACGGGUUUCAGAAGUAGAAAAAUCAACAGCAUUUGAUGCACUUAAAGAUCUAAUAAAAGACCCAGACACUCACGCCUAUGUUGAUGUAAAUAAAUGCUUAAAUAAGUUGAAUGACAUUGAAAAUGAUGACAGAGAAAGUAAAUUCCAUGAAGAGUGGACAAAAUUUGAAAGUUCUGCCAAUGAAAGACAACGUAACAUUGAAGAAAAACUCCUUGAAAUUUCAAGUCAGCUGACUGAGAGUUUUAAGCUCAACCAAGUUUUGUUUCUGAAAGUUGGGCGUGUCACUGACUUCGUCGAUAAACUCAAUAAAAACGUAUGUUCAGUUUUGACAAACAAAACCAUGUUUAUAUUCAUUGCAGCGACCUUAGCAUUCGCUAUUUACUACAAUACUCGUCUUGAAAGCACCGAACGAGGAAAUAGGACAGUCGAUGAUCAAGGUGACUGCUUCUCGGAAAACUAUAGUUAUCCAUUUGAACAAGAUCUACCCUUGCUGGAUUACGUACGGGAUUAUAAAAAACUCGUCGGCAGAAAAUGGCUGUUUCAAUUAUUCGAAAGAAAACUACUGCAUGUUAAAACAUCGUCUCGCGGGAUAGUCUCUGUUGCAGAAUUCGGAUAUGGAAAAUCUGCGAUCAUUUCCCAUUUGCUCUGCGCAAAGCAAGGUGAAAAGGGGCGAUUUCUGAGAGACCAUGUGACUGCAUUUCAUAUCUGUAAAUAUGACGUUGCUAGCACACAAUCACCAGAGAGAUUCAUCAGACGUAUGGUGGGAUUCUUUGCAACGCGAAUCCCGGAAUACGGCAGUAUAAUUUCCUUGCUUUCCGAAGCAUCUGUUUUGUAUGACAGCGAAAAAUGUGCCAAGGAGCUAGAAGCUUGCUUUGAUCAGGCCAUCAGAAUUCCAUUUAAGAAAAUUAAAACUGAAUCUUCUACCAGGAUAAUAGUUAUAGAUGCGCUUGAUGAAUGCUAUCAUUCGUCCAAAAAUAAGAAUUUUAUCUUAGAUUUACUGUCAACACGUAUUCAGUAUUUCCCGAAAUGGAUACAAUUCCUUAUAACAACAAGAGAUAUGGUACUAUUGCAGACUUUGCGAAAGUUAAAAAGAUUACAUCUUUUAACAAAUGAUUCCAACAAUCUGAAAGAUAUCGAAGAAUACGUCGAAAUGAUUUAUAAAGAAAGUUCUGGUAUUGUCUAUUCUAAAAGUCGGACAGUCAUGAAACAUUUACGUGAAAGCAGUGAAGGCAACUUUCUCUAUAUCAUACAUGCUUUACAAUAUAUUGAAAGCCCAGAAUUUAAUGGUACAUUGCCUGAAUUACCAUUGUCUCUAGAAGAUAUCUAUGAAUUAAACUUUGACCGACAAUUUCAAGGUGGCAAAACAUUCAGCAUUGCAAAAGUAAUUCUUGAAGUUAUAUGUGCAAGUUUAACACCACUUAACAAAAUAGGUAUCUACGACAUAUUGAAAAAUAGUGAGACUAUGAACACGACAUUUACAGAGUUUGAACAGGAAUUUGAAAAGCUAACAUUUUUUGUGAAAGCCGAAGACGGUGUUAUUUUGAGGCAUAAAGCAAUACACAGUUGGUUAAUAGCUUCAUCUACCGGAAGAUACAAAGUGUCACUUACUAAAGGACAUAUACUGAUUUCAAAGCACUUACUAAAGACGGUAGAGAAAGACGGAACGGGGGACAUUUUGCCUUUGGUGAUUCAUCUGAGUAAUUCUAAAGACCAGUCACUACGAAAGGUUUUUCUUUCCUUUGAUAUCAAAAAGGUUAUGUAUUUCGAGGAGGAAAAUGUCCUUCAAAAUCUAAUUAGUAUGACAAAUUCUGAAGAUGCACUUGAACUUCUUUUAUCUCACCAUCUGGAUGUAAACAUUAUUGGCAAAAAUGGAGUAAGCCCAGCAUUUCAUGCGGCAGCUAAAGGACAUCUUAGUCAACUUAAGCUACUCCUUCACAAAGGUGCGGACUUGCAUUUUGUUGUAAACUCUUGUAGACGCUGUAACACAUACUUAAAUGAUAUAACAAAUGCUAUAGAGGAGAUAAAGACAACAUUCUAUUCUGGAUAUGGAUUACUUCAUAUAGCAGUUCAGCACGAAUCUACUGACGUUACCAAGUAUUUACUUGAGGAGAUUUCUUUGGAUCUCGAAAACGCUUUAGGACAACGGCCAAGUGAUAUAGCCUGCGAAAUUGGAGAUAUUGAAGUCGUGAAAAUGCUUAUGUCUAAUAAAUCAGAUGUUAUAGAUAAUAAGUGCUUAUAUUUAGCUACAAAGAAUGGUCACUUCGAUAUAGUAAAGUACAUUCUAGAUUCAGGUUUCCGCCCCAGCUGUAUCGCAAAUAAAACUGCGACGAAUGAAUUAGAUAGAAUAAUGCAGUCUUGUAAAUGUGAAAAUAGCCCACGUGUUAUUUCUAGUCAAGUAAGACCUUUGGACACGUGGUGGAUCGUCCUCCAAGAAACGCCGCUUCAUUAUGCAAUACGGUCUGGUCACUCAAAGAUCGCUAAGUAUAUUACAGAAAAAACAAAGCGGUUGAACAGAUGUACCGAUGCAUAUGGUUAUACACCUUUCUUACUAGGGAUAAAGCACGAUAGAUAUCAAAUAACUCGCAUGUUGAGAGACAGCGUGUCUAAGGAUAAAUGUUCUUCUUCUGCAGCCUUUUUGACACAAGGAAACGUCGCUGGUUAUGGUACAGUGAUUUAUGAAAAGGGCGAGGAUAUUUGUCCCGAAGGUGCUACAUUUGCACAUUUAAUUGCAGUAUAUGAUCGGACAAAAGUGCUUGACAUUUUUGAAAAUGAUAAAGAUCUAAAAUGGAAUAUCAUAGACAAGUCUGGCAACAGGCCUAUCCAUUAUGCAGCAAGACAUGGUAGUAUAGGUUUUAUGCGAUUUAUGUCUACGAAGUUUGGCAAGAUUGCGUUCGAAGAAAGGUCAAGCAAUGGAUCAACGGCUUUCCAUGCUGCGGCUAUAAGUUGUUCUGAGCUGAGCUUAAAAGUACUUUCAAAUGAUUUCCAUGACACUGUAACGGACUUCAAAGAUAACGAAAACAGAAGUUUAAUUCAUUAUGCUUUAAUGUGUGAACGCGGCAGAUAUUUAGACUAUCCUCAGUAUAGACUUACCUUUCAAAGUCAAAAAUAUUUAUUUUCCCUGACAAAUAUUUCACAUGUUGAUAAUGAUAGUCGAAACAUUCUUCAUUAUAUUCUGAGGUUCGGGCAGGACGAAAUGCUUCAUUAUCUUCAAGAUAAGUUUACAAACCAAUACAAACGUAUGCUCAAUUCAGAAGAUAAAUUUGGAUUUACUCCAGUAGCAUCUACAAUACAUUUUGCACCAGAUGUAAAUGCUAUGUUUUCGUCUGAUAUUAAAAAAGAACUGUUUAAUGGCGAAAGUAUAAAUACAGGAAAUGAGCGAACUAAACGUUUGCUCUACCAUUGGGAAAUCUGUCUAAUUAACAUUCUGAAAUCUUCUUUUCAAGAGAAUGCCAGUUCCUAUUUCAUAAGAGACUUUGACCGAAUAAUUGUAAAGAGUCCAUUUUUGACCAAAGCUGUUUUAACAAAUUCUCUAUUAGCGAAUUCCUCAAAUCUUGAUGCCUCUUAUGUGAAGAAACUCAUUGUAAACGGUAUACGGAUGGCCCGGUUUUCAAAUCGUGAGCACAUCUUAGCAUUGUCAGUACAAGCAAUUUCAUAUGUCUUGCCUAAAAUUCUUCAUGACUGUGGAAAAUCUUUGUUUCGUUCACCUUUGCAUUAUAUUGCAUUAACUUUUCCGUGGACACUAGACAAACAUAGAGACCAGUUAAAUGUAUUCUAUAAUAUUUCUAAUAUUUCCAAGAAAGCUAUGAAUGAAAUGGACUUGCACUGUAGUACAAGCAAUGGAUUGAAUCUCCUUCAUUAUUGCAUCAAAGGAGGCUAUAUUAAACUAGCAAAUUAUCUGAUAAAAAGAAAAUUACCAAUAGUAAAUGAGAAUGUGUCUGCCACUGAUGUUCUCUACAUGACUGUGUUUGCAAGGUUUAACGACAAAGUAGAAUAUAACAAUUCGAUUCAAUAUUCGAAUGUGGAUACUUUUUUGUCGAAAUUCAUAAAGGAAAGAAAAUCAGAGAUGAAGGAAAGUGAUUUCUGUAGUAAUAAACCUAAUAAAUUGUCGUUGGUGCAUAUGUUUGCUGUAAAUGGAAUGGACAGAGCUCUUAAAACGGUUGCAGAUUUGUACGGUAUUGGAAUCACACAUUGUAAAAACAUUCAUAACUUUACUCCAAUGUACUUUGCGCAUUUGUUCGGCAGAGAGUCAGUUAUAGAAUUUCUGGAGAAAAAAUCUAAUUUCAUCUUCCCGGACGAAAGCGCUGCGGAAUUUCUGUUGCUUAACAUCAUAAACAAUUUUCCGCAAAUGAGAAGACAAAACCCUUUUCGCUGCUUGACCUCGAAAAGAAUGAGCACUCUAAAUACGAGAGCUCUUAUACAAAACUAUCAAUGUUUAAAGACAUUUUACGAAAUGCAGUUUGUAACUUUAAAUAAAUAUUUUAUUCACAAUCUUGUGUAUGCUAGAGAGGGCCUCUACUUAGUUGGAAAGUUUGUUCUGAAUUAUUUAGAUUUAAAGAGAAUAUAUAAGGAUUCAUUUGGAAAUCAAACUAUAUCAGUCUGUAGUAAAUUUGUAAAAUCAGUGAUAAAAGGUAAAGAAGCAUUGACCGGGAUUAAAAACUGGAGUGAAAUUCGAAAUAAUGAUCUUUCCUGGACAAGUUUAUAUCCUUUCCUGAAAAAUAUUCGCAUUUCUCUGGAUUUACCUUCUGAUUCGAAGUUGAUUCCGUUCGUUCAAGCCAAAGUUCAAACAGACUGUUCAUCUCAGAGUGAUCGGUAUACAUGGCAUACAGUUAUGUACCUAGAACGAACACUUAGAACAGUCAUUCAGAAUUUACAAGACAUAACAGUCUUAAUAGCGCUUAUGGACCAAAAAGCGUUUGUGAGAAUACAAAAUAUGCCAUUAAGAUUAAAUGUCCUAGAAAGGAAUAUUUUACCCAACUUAACUGAAUUUGGCUUUUCUGCAUGCCACGAAUGCACGUCUUGUUUAGGGCCGAACGUCGUUUAUAUCGUAAAUCGCUUCCGUUACUUGAAUAUUUUAAAGUCAACAAUAACAUACAAACACAUUGACAGAAACAGGAUAGAUGGUCAAUUCCUUCUGAGUAAAAAUGAAAGAGAACAGUUGCAUAAGAACACGCAGUUUAUAUACAAGAUGAUGCGUAGAGCAAAAAGAAGACAGAAAUGGAUGCCAGUACAUUUCAAAAGUGAAAUGACAAACCACAUUAAUUUAAUUGCCAUUGUAACUGAUGAAAGAUAAUAAUGAAGCGGAAGAAAUUAUCUCUUCCGGAUUCCUUAAAUAUAAAUCAUUUCAUUUAUUUUGACUUAAAUCUAGUUGCAACAUUUUUAUAUGUGUGCUUACUAUUAAAGUGCAUGUAAAAGGCUUUGUCAAACCGAGCCUAAUUUCUUGAUUAGAUGCUCUAAAUGUUUUAAAGUUUGCCUUUGUGUAUGAAAUAUUUCAUUUUUUUUUAUGUAUGCGCGAUCAUUUUCGGUUUCAAAAUAUCCAUAUAUCUCAUAGCCAUAUGGAAUCUGCGAAAAAUAAAUAUACAGAUAGAAAUCUAAACACGGCAGCCCGUUGCCUUGAACUGUAAUAGUACGAAUCUACGAUGUUGAUGCAACAUGUGAUGUGUAGAAGUACUCAGCAAUAUAUUGCCAAAUAUCAUAACAUGCAUGCAUUGUUUCAUGACAUUAAAAUGAUCUUCAUAAAAUGAAAAACAUAUGUGUGAUAAUCUUUUAUUUCUCUUUUUUAAUCUGACUUGUAAUGUUCGGUUUUAUAUAUGUUAAAUACAUAUAUUUAUAUCA